This is a messenger RNA of Haliaeetus leucocephalus (bald eagle), 1924 nucleotides long. It is a transcript of the gene OLFML2A, whose product is annotated as olfactomedin-like 2A. Gene Ontology annotation, biological process: signal transduction. The record is from RefSeq and is a predicted model, not a curated record. Lineage: Eukaryota; Metazoa; Chordata; Aves; Accipitriformes; Accipitridae. The transcript is spliced from 7 exons. The coding region runs from base 1 to 1917 and encodes 638 amino acids.
AUGAUGGCUUGCCGGGGUCAUCAGCACCCUGUGGGACGCCUGGGUGGGACACCAGGCUCACCGGUGUCCCCGCAGGCGCUGGGUGAGGCGGACCAGGUCCGGAUGACCUCGGAGGGCUCCGACUGCCGCUGCAAGUGCAUCCUGCGGCCGCUCAGCAAGGACGCCUGCAGCCGCGUCAGGAAUGGCAGCAUGCGGGUGGAGGACUUCUACACGGUGGAGACGGUGAGCUCGGGGGCCGACUGCAAGUGCUCCUGCACGGCCCCCCCCUCCUCGCUCAACCCCUGCGAGAACGAGUGGAAGAUGGAGAAGCUGAAGAAGCAGGCGCCCGAGCUCUUCAAGCUGCAGUCCAUGGUGGACCUGCUGGAGGGAACGCUCUACAGCAUGGACCUGAUGAAGGUGCACUCCUACAUCAGCAAGGUGGUGGCCCAGAUGAACACGCUGGAGGAGACCAUCAAGACCAACCUGAGCAGGGAGAACGACUUCAUGAAGGAGAGCGUCCUGCACCUCACCGACCAGAUGAGACGCUACGAGAACUACUCCGACAUCAUGAUCAGCAUCAAGAAGGAGAUCUCCAACCUGGGUUACCAGCUGCUGCAGAAGGAUGCUGCUGCCGUCCCCGAGAGCAAGGCACAGGACACGGCAGGCGGACGAGAGAAGGAGGCAGGACGGUACCCCAGCACCCGCAAGGCACUGGGCGACAGGGCGGCCCCCCGAGCGCCCAAGGAGAAGCAGCUGAAGCCCGAGAAGGCCAAAAAGGAUAACGCAAAGGCCAGGGGGGUGUCGCAGCCUACGCCCAAGCCCAAGCCACCCGCACACCAGCAAACCGUGGUCCGGGGCAUCACGUACUACAAGGCCGGGCAGGCGGGGGCAGCGGAGGGGCCAGCUGGCGGCCGCGAGAGCCCUGUGAGGGGGGCGGCUGCACUGGAGCGGCAGGAGGAGAGGGGCCCCCCGCCCCCCCCAGCUGAGGAUACCCCAGCCCAAGCCAUCGCACAGGCAGAGACCACCGUGCCCAGCACCACGGCUGCGCCCAGCACCACCCCGGCCCCCCGCACCACUGCCCGCAGCCACCCCGCCACCGUCCGUGGGCAGGGGGCUGACAGCACCGGGGGCCCUGAAACACCAAACAGAGUGAAGGAGGUGGAGUGCGAAGGCACCAUCGAGUCGGUGGAGCCCCCCACAGAGCACCACAGCUACGGGCGCAACGAGGGGGCCUGGAUGAAGGACCCGGUGGCCAAGGAUGACCGCAUCUACGUCACCAACUACUAUUAUGGCAACAGCCUGGUGGAGUUCAGGAGCCUGGACAACUUCAAGCAGGGCCGCUGGAGCAACCUCUACAAGCUGCCCUACAACUGGAUAGGCACCGGGCACGUGGUGUACCGGGGAGCCUUUUACUACAACCGCGCCUUCACCAAGAACAUCAUCAAGUACGACCUGAAGGAGCGGUACGUGGCGGGCUGGGCGCUGCUCCAUGACGUGGUGUAUGAGGACACGACGCCCUGGAAGUGGAGGGGCCACUCAGACAUUGACUUUGCUGUGGACGAGAGCGGGCUCUGGGUCAUCUACCCCUCCGUGGACUUCGACUACUCGCAGCAGGAGGUGAUCGUCCUGAGCCGACUCGACCCUGGGGACCUCUCGGUGCGCAGGGAGACCACCUGGAAGACGGGGCUGAAGCGCAACGCCUACGGGAACUGCUUCAUCAUCUGUGGCAUCCUCUACGCCGUGGACACCUACAGCCAGAAGGAAGGGCACAUCUCCUACGCCUUCGACACGCACACGGACACGGAGGCAGAGCUCCGGCUGCCCUUCCUCAACCAGUACGCCUUCACCACGCAGGUCGACUACAACCCCAAGGAGAAGGUGCUCUACGCCUGGGACAACGGCCAUCAGAUGACAUACAGGCUCCACUUCGUGGUCUAAGUGCCCG